Messenger RNA from Gastrolobium bilobum, 582 nucleotides. RefSeq lists its product as uncharacterized. The record is from RefSeq and is a predicted model, not a curated record. The transcript has a single exon. Lineage: Eukaryota; Viridiplantae; Streptophyta; Magnoliopsida; Fabales; Fabaceae. Bases 1 to 582 code for a protein of 193 amino acids.
AUGGUCGAACUGUACACUUACAAAGCGGCCUCUUUGGUGAAACCGUAUUCGGUUCUGCUGGAGAAGCAUUCCGAGCUUCAUGCUGAAAAGGAUGCCCUCCAGACCGACAGGGAUACCCUCCAAGCUGAGCACGACAAGCUGGUUGAGGAUAAUAAGAAUUUGACCAUAUCCGCUGCUGCUUCAACAGCGUCUUUGGAGCAAUACCAGGCUGACAUGAAGCUUAUUUCGGACUCAUUCGGCCUUCAGGCAGAAAAGGAGGCCAUUAUAAACUUUGUCAAAGGAAAACUGUCGUCCUUAUCCGAAUUGGAGAGGAACAACGCUGCUUUGAAUCAGCAGGUCCAGAAGCUGGAGACUGAUGUCAAGAAUUUGCAAGCUGAUUAUGAUAAUAGUCAAUCCGUGCUGGAGAAUGCUGCUAAAAUUGCGUUCAACAAUGCCGUCAGUCAAAUCAAGCAUUUCAAUCCAGACGCGACCCUGAACACGGACCAGCUAGAUUGCUUUGGAUAUGUUUUGGGUGACACGUUCUUCCCGUCAGCUACGGAGACCGAAACCACCAACGAUGCACCUCCCCCCGGAAUUCGGUGA